This is a messenger RNA of Dentiscutata erythropus, 616 nucleotides long. Lineage: Eukaryota; Fungi; Glomeromycota; Glomeromycetes; Diversisporales; Gigasporaceae. The record is from the annotation of a GenBank genome assembly.
GAAUGUCGAAGAAUUACUAAAAGAUUUAAACGAAUUACUUAAAUCUUCGCCAGUGACCAAUAAAAUUAUAUCACCUUCAUAUGAACAAUCAUCUGAGCUCCAAAAUAAAAUAAUUACUUUGUGGAGAAGUUUGGCACGUGCUAGGAGAUUAAAGAAUCGAAUUAAUAUUCUUGUCUGUGCCUUUUAUUUGGGGCAACUACUGGAAACGGUCACUAAACAAGAAAGGACCAUGUGCAAUAAACUAUUAACUAGAUAUUUUAUCAUGGUGUCUGUAAGAACAUACUAUAUUUUUGAAAAGCUUGGUGUUGAGCAAAUUUGCAGAACUUCCACCAUGAAUUUAAGAAUGAUCUCCAGAUUGGAAUCCCGUGAAUUUCAAAAUUUAGUAAAAUUAACUGACUUAAUGAAAGAUGAAUUGAUUAAUGUUGAUGCUAAAUCACCCCAAGAAACAAUUUUGGAAGAGAACGACCAUUAUUCAGCUCGAUCCAAUUCAGCACAGUUUGAAGAUAUAAGCCAGUACAAAUUCUUAAUUCACAAAGAAGAUUUUAGAAAACUUGUGCCGAUUAUAUUUUCACCAAAAAUUAGGUGUACCCUCUCCUGUAAAAUAUGUGACUAUUAA